AAGGCAGGUUCAAAUAUUUUCCAAAAAUAUUAUUAUUACUGUUUAAUUUAAAUUACAUAAAUAUGGACGGGUUAUUUAAGAAAACAAUGAACUUGCUGAACUCGGAUACGUUAACUCAAGAUGAAUUUGUUGGUAAAAUAGUUGAAGUGGCUGCAAUUAAGCUGAAAAUUCUUCGAAAAAUUGCUGAGGGAGGUUUCGCAAUUGUUUAUGUUGCCCGUGAUAUACAGAGCGGAAACGAUUAUGCUUUGAAACGACUUUUCGGUUCAGAUAAAGAUGAAUGUAAUAAUAUUAUUAAUGAAAUAAACAUCCACAAACAAGUUUCGGGGCACCCAAACAUUGUGAAAUUCAUCACAGCAUCGUUCAUUGACCGAACGCAGAGUGGAGGACGUGCUGAAUAUUUGUUGGUGACAGAGCUAUGUAAAGGUGGAUCACUUUACGAUUGCUUGGAGCAAACAAUUGAACCGCAAACUAUUCUCAAAAUCAUGUAUCAAGCAACAAAGGCAAUAGCUCAUCUACAUUCACUAAACAUCAAUCAUCGAGAUAUUAAAAUUGAGAAUUUUCUUAUUGGAAGUGAUGGUCUUCUUAAAAUUUGCGACUUUGGAUCAGCAACUCUUCAACAUCAUUCUCCAGAUCUUACUUGGACGACACAGCAAAGAAAUAAUCUUGAAGAAUUACUGCAAAAGUUCACAACUCCCAUGUAUCGUGCUCCGGAACAGUUAGAUACGUGGAAUAAUUAUCCUAUUGGAGUAAAGACAGAUAUUUGGGCUUUAGGAUGUAUUCUCUUCUGUUUAUGUUACAAGAAACAUCCUUUCGAAGACGCAGCAAAAUUAAGAAUCAUAAAUGGAAAUUACACAAUUCCAAGUGACUCACGCUUCAUUUGUUUCAAUGACAUCAUAAAAGGAUGUUUUAUGGUCGAUCCUAAUAAUCGAUUUGAUGUUUCAAUGGUGCUUGAACGUCUUGGUGCGAUUUCUGAGACGAAAAGUUGGUCAUUAAAAGGUCCAUUAGACAUCGUUGGAAAACCUUUAAUUUCUCCAACUCUAGAAAAUACAAAUCAAAGUUCUGGUCAAGUUCCAACACGUCCAGCACCACCAAGGCCAACAAGUAAUCCACAACCUAAAGUUGAAGUAAGGCAAAGUGUUAAUCCUUCUCCAUCUUCACAACAAUCUCAACAAGCUGCAACAUCAUCUGGCGGUGGCCUCUUCUCAUCAAUUAAAGGCGGUGCAGGAAGUUUUCUCAAAAACCUCAAAGACACUUCAUCAAAAGUCAUGCAGACAGUCCAACAAACAAUGACAAAAACUGAUCUUGAUGUCAGUUACAUCACACAAAGAAUCAUUGUGAUGCCAUGUCCAACAGAAGGUCUCGAAUCAGCUUACAGAACGAAUCACAUUGAGGAUGUUCGAAUGUACUUUGAGCAACGUUGUCAUCCGUCGAAAAUUAGUGUUUACAAUUUAGGUCCACGAUGUGCACGAUUACCUCCGCCUGUUCGAACUGUUGAAUGUGGAUUCAUUUAUCAACCAAAUCCACCAAAAGCUCCAACAUUAACUCACAUGUAUUCGUUAGCUGAAGACAUGUAUGGAUUCUUAAACAGUGAUUCGAAGAAUGUUAUUAUAAUUCAAAGCCCUGAUAAUGGUCGUGCAACUGCUUGUACAAUGAUUAGUGCUUUGAUGAUUUAUGCUCAACUCAUACGUGAACCUGAAGACGCAUUACAAAUGUUUGCUGUUAAGCGAAUUCCACCAAAUGUUAGAGCAUCAGAAAUCAGAUAUUUAUAUUAUAUGGCUGACAUUGUUCGAGCUCAUUUACCACAUUACAAACCGAUAACUUUGGUCUCUUUAAACUUUAGUCCCGUUCCAAGAAUGACAAAGGCAAGAGAUGGUUGUCGUUUGUAUAUUGAAGUUGUAGCAAAUGAUCGCGUUGUUGUCAGCACUUUACAAGAAUAUGAACGAAUGAGACUUUAUCAUGCAUCAGAAGGAAAAAUCAAUUUACCAUUAAAUAUAACACUUUGCGGUGAUAUCACAAUAACUUUGUAUCAUGCACGUAAUUCAAUCGCUGGAAUGGGCCGACCACAAGGAAUAAAAGUUUGUCAACUUCAAUUUCACAGCGGAUUUAUUCCAGAAGAAGAAACACUUUUAUCAUUCAAUCGAUCAGAACUUGACGAUAUUCCAGAUGUUGAACAUGUUCCAAACAAUUUUAAUUUAAGUAUUUCUGUUUUUGUUGGUGAUGAUGAGAGAGCUCCAGUUCAGUCACCUCCAUGGUCAUCACAGAAUAAUUCAACUCGUGAUUCAAAAAUUUUGUUCGUCUCACAAUUGGAAUUUGAUGAAAAUGUUGAUAAUUUUAUUUCAAAGCCAAGCAAUAAUAAUAACAACAACAACAGUCACGUCCCUCCACCAAGACCAGCUCCGCCUGUCAUUCAACAACAACAACAACAGGCUUCACUUAUAAAUGAAAUUGACGAUAAAAGUGAUAUUUCUGAAAAAGAAAUUGAAGCUUCAGAUCCACCAGUAGCUACAUUUGACUUCCUGAAUUUAGGUGGAGAAGAGAAAGAAAUUCCAAAUGAAGCACCAAAAAUUGCGAAAAUUAAGGAGCCGAGCUUUGAUUUGUUAGGUGGGUUUGAUAGCAACUUUAGUGAUCCAUUUCCUGACUUAGUUGGAAGUGCACUCAAUAAACCAACAGAACCGAUUAAAUCGAAUGUUGGAAGUGGUGGCUUGGAUGAUAUUUUUGGAUCGUUACCACAAACAUCAGCGCCACCAAUUGUUCCAAGUAAAUCAAGUAACGACUUGAACGGAUUGAACUUGAAUUUUGAUUUAGGAAGUUCAUCAAAAAGUUCAAGCCAAAAAGAAAAGACAAGUAAUGAUCCCUUUGCUGACUUAACGAAAUCUUUACAUCCUGAAUGGAGUGCUGGGGUAGCUCCAAAAACUACAACAAGUCCAAUGGGAACUCAAAAUUCAACUCCAAUGCAUCAAUUCACAUCACAUUCCGCUUCAGCUACGCCAAGAAAUCAUCCAUCAACGCCAGUUCAUCAGAUGAAAAGUCCCAGUGAACCACAAAGACCUGAUUACAGUCGUUCACACUUUCAAGAUCCACAACAACAGCAGCAACCACAAAACACGACACACAAGUCGAAGUCAACUGAUAUAUUUGGAGAUAUUCUUGGAUCGCAAGGAUAUUCGUUUGGAAGUAAAGAUAAUCAAGGGCCGAAAACGAUUAAUCAAAUGCGUAAAGUUGAACUAGCACAAACAAUGGAUCCGGAGAGAUUGAAAGUGAUGGAAUGGACGGAAGGAAAGAAAGGAAAUAUUCGAGCUUUACUUUGCACAGUUCAUACGAUUCUUUGGGCAGAUGCUAAAUGGAAGCCUUGUGAAAUGUCAACGUUGAUAUCAGCGAAUGAAGUGAAAAAAGCUUAUCGACGAUGUUGCUUAGCAGUUCAUCCUGAUAAAAAGAUCAACGUGAAAAUCCUCAAGACACGCAGAGGGUCGACAACGAGAAUCAAGCCAAACAUAAGAACUAUGAACUCAUCGGGCGGAAAAACGCCUUCGACGGCGAAACCCCCCGCCUACAAAGCCAACGCACUCGCAAUGAUUCGAGACGAAUUGUCGCAGUUCGCCAAUUCGGGCGAGUCGUCAUCGUCCGGCCAACAAUCGCCACAACCACCACAGAAUCAACAAACGUCAUCUCAGUCCCAACAGAACAUCGAUCGCGACGUUCUUCUCAUACGUCAAAUGCUCUCUCAAGUCGGUGUCGCUAACUUUGAGGAUGUUGCUCAACUAGCUCAUCGUCUCAAAUCACCGAACGGUCGUGAAUUCGUUGCAGAAUAUUUAAGUAAACAAAAUGAACAACUUAUGAACGGACAUAGUUCCAAGGCACCGGCACUUGUACCAAAACUUAUGCGUAAGCCAAGUAUAGAACGAGAAUUGCCGCCGUCAUCACUUCAUCUGCCACGUAACAGUCCUGCACUUGAUUCUGGCGCUGGAAGUUCCCGUUCUGAUAGUCCACAUUCAAAUCAACAAUUGUUAGCUAACAGCAGUCGAGCAACGAGCACAACCGGUGGCCAAUACUCACCAAGUCCAUGUCCAUCACACUCUAGUUAUAAUGAAAUACCUCCGGUGCCACCACCGCGAUGUGCUUCAUCUACCAGCUCAACUCCAUCACCUUUUCAACAAUAUUUUAAGCAACGAAUGUCACCAGCAACAGCUUCAGCGAAUCGUAAUGGUGUCCCAAUGCAAUCACAGAGUCCGGCACGUGGAACAUCACCGGUGGCAACAAAUGGGAUGCGACAGGGAAUGUUAGUGCAAGGAAGAACGCCUGCACAACAACAACAGCAACUUCAAGCUCUGUCACUCUAUCAAAAUGGCGGCUCACUGACUGAGCCACCUCCGCCGUACCCCAUAACAUCUCCUUUAGCACCACCAAGCUACACAGCAUCACUUCACAGUCGUCAGAGUCCAACUCAAGAUUACAGGAAGAGUCCAAGUUCAGGAAUUUAUUCAGGAACUUCAGUUGGUUCGGCUGGUUCACCAAGUCCAAUUACAGUGUCACAAGGAUCUGCUCAUAACUCAAUUUCAAGGCCAAUACCACUUGUGCCUGCUUGGAGCUCAUCACGACAAACAAAAACUCAACAUCCCAUAAUUAUGCAAUCGGUGAAGUCAACACAAGUACAAAAGCCAAUUCUUCAAACAGCAGUUGCACCAGCAGCACCAUCAACAGCUCCAACAACGCCAACAUCUGUAUCACAAGCUCCACCAUCUUAUCCAACGUCAUGGCAACAGAACAAAGUCGUUUUGCAUACACCACCACAAACACCACCAAUUAUUGGAGUUAGUUCUGGUAGCAGCACGAAAUCUCUUACGCCACCGUCAACACCGGGGCUUAGUAGUAAUGGCGGAACAAGUGGAAAUAAUUCACCAACAAUUCAUUCAAGUGAACCACCAUCAUAUGCAACAACAAUGAAAGCUUUAAGAGCUCAACAACCGCCACCAUCAACAUCGUCUCGUAAUCCACCGCCACCGUAUAAUAAUGGAAGUGUCAUCAGCAAUAACACCAACUACACUUCAUCAAGUUCUUCAGAGAUAUUGAACAACAAUAACAAUAACAAUAAUAACAAUAGUUUGAAUGUUAAUAAUGGCAAUUUGUUGACGACACCACCACUUCCAAAGUCAGCAAAGAAUCAUCAGAUUACGAUACAGAAAGCAAGUAAUGGUUCAUCAAAUAACAUGAAUGGAAGUACAGCGACUUCUAAUAAUGGUUCAAAUGCAAGUGAUAUGGCUUCAUCGGUGAGAAAGAUUAAACAUCAAUCGCCGAUACCUGAGAGAAAGAAUCUCAGUAAAGAAAAGGAAGAAGAACGUUUUGAGUGUAAAGUUCGUCACUAUUCACCACAAGCUUAUAAAUUCUUUAUGGAACAACAUAUUGAGAAUGUUUUAAAAUCUCAUAAGCAACGAAUGUUUCGACGUCAUCAACUUGAACGUGAAAUGACAAAGAUGAAGAUGCCAGAUGAAACAAAAGUUGAAAUGCGUAAGCUUUUAAAUCAAAAAGAAUCGAAUUAUAUUCGACUUAAACGUGCCAAAAUGGAUCGUUCAAUGUUUGUUAAAAUAAAGCCAAUUGGUGUUGGUGCGUUUGGUGAAGUUAAUUUAGUGCGUAAAAUCGAUACACCAAAUCAUCUUUAUGCGAUGAAAACACUUCGAAAAGCCGAUGUGUUAAAGAGAAAUCAAGUUGCACAUGUAAAAGCAGAACGAGAUAUUUUAGCUGAAGCAGACAAUGAGUGGGUGGUGAAAUUGUAUUAUAGUUUUCAAGAUAAGGACAGUUUAUAUUUUGUUAUGGAUUAUAUUCCUGGGGGCGAUCUGAUGUCACUUCUCAUAAAGAAAGGAAUCUUUGAAGAAGAACUUUCACGUUUCUAUAUUGCUGAACUCACAUGUGCCAUUGAUAGUGUUCAUAAAAUGGGUUUUAUUCACAGAGACAUCAAGCCUGACAAUAUUUUGAUAGACAAGAAAGGACACAUUAAGCUUACAGAUUUUGGUCUUUGUACUGGCUUUCGAUGGACGCAUGAUUCCAAAUACUAUCAGAAGAAUGGCGAUCAUGCGAGACAAGAUUCGAUGGAAGCAUGGAGUAAGCAUGGAGGGCCCGACGCUCCACCACUUCCACCACCAUUAGAAAGGAGAAAGUUUCGUGAAAAGAAUCGCGCGAAAGCUCAUUCAAUUGUCGGUACUCCAAACUAUAUUGCUCCUGAAGUUUUAUUACGAAGUGGCUACACGCAACUGUGUGAUUGGUGGAGUGUGGGUGUUAUUUUAUAUGAAAUGCUUGUAGGUCAACCGCCGUUCUUGGCAAACUCAGCUGAAGAAACGCAAUACAAAGUGAUACAUUGGCGACAAACACUUCGAGUCCCUCCACAAGCGAAUUUGUCACCGGAAGCUUCGGAUAUCAUUCUUCGGUUAUGUAAAAAUGAAGACGAGCGCAUUGGAAAGGAUGUUGAUGAGAUUAAAAGUCAUCCGUUCUUUAAUCAAAUUGAUUGGACGAAAGAGUUACGUAGCCAGCAAGCGCCUUUCGAGCCUCGAAUCAUUCAUCCAACCGACACGUCUAACUUCGAUCCAAUCGAUCCAGAAAAGCUUCGUGACAGUAACAGUGGAGCAGACGAUUCAUUUGAGAACGAUGUUAUCGAAGGAAAGCCUUUUCAUCACGGCUUCUUUGAGUUUACAUUUCGGCGAUUUUUUGAUGACGAAGCGGAUUAUAAAAUUUCUUUAGAUGGUAACGACAAUAAUAAAGCCGGCGCCAUUUACGUGUGACCGCAAUCAUUGACGACGAACAUACAACAUCCAACUCACCCACCGAAUAUUCGUCGAAACUUUCAAUUUAAAUAUCUUUUCAUGCUCUUGUGAUCGAAGUUGUAAAAUCAUUUACACGCUAGUCAAAACAAAAAGAAAGGAAAAAGAAAGUUUUCUUCUUCUGAGGGAUUGAAACUCACUUCAAAUUAUAUUUUAGUUUCAGUCCCCGCUGUGACCAAAGCUUUCAAUGAAGCUUUUCAAAACUUGAUGUCAAGGAAAUGUCGUGAGUUUUCACGAUAAACGACCAAACGAAUUGACAUGAAACUUAAGAAAUGUUCGUUUAAAUGCUGCAAAUGUUGUGAGAACCUCAACAUAAUGGUCAGAAAGGGAGAAGAAUCCUUGAACGAGUCAACAAUCUGAUUGCGUCAUUUUACCCCAGUUCAUUUGUACAUAAAGUUAUUUUUCUAGAUGAAAAGUUUUCUGUGGGAAAUUCACCACGAAAAAUUUUUAUCGGUUUCCUUUUGCUUCUCUUGAUUCUUGAUUAAGUAAAUAUCUAAGCCACGACGAUUAAUUAAUUAAACUCAAGAUUUUAUCGAGAGAAUGAAAAAAAGAAAAUUCAAUUUAAAUUGCCUUCAAAUGUGCCUUUUUUUUGUUAAUGUAAAACGAUGAUGGAAAAUCUAAUUGAAAUCUGAUGAUAGCAUUGUGUAAUUAAAUAUUUAAUUUAAAUGUUCUCCCGUUUUAAUAUUUAAAAAAUAAUAAAAAAAUACUUUUUGUAAGAUUUAUUUUCUUUCUUAAUGUGAAGGUGAAAGAAGAAAAGAAAAAUUUAAGAAAAAUGUUGAUUUUUUGUAGAAUAACAAAACAAUAAAAUGUUGAAUGAAAAUCAAUA
Molecule: messenger RNA, 7632 nt
Organism: Clunio marinus
Lineage: Eukaryota; Metazoa; Arthropoda; Insecta; Diptera; Chironomidae
Source: the annotation of a GenBank genome assembly